Molecule: messenger RNA, 1962 nt
Organism: Penicillium verhagenii
Lineage: Eukaryota; Fungi; Ascomycota; Eurotiomycetes; Eurotiales; Aspergillaceae
Exons: 2
Coding region: 1-1962 (653 amino acids)
Cellular component (GO): mitochondrion
Source: RefSeq, a predicted model, not a curated record
AUGUCACCUUGCUCUCGAGGCGCGAUAUCUCGAGCCCUGCGACUAGGCUCGCUACGAUGGCAGCCGAAGCCAUGCAAUUCUUUUCUGAGAACAACGACCCUCCCUGCCCUACGAACCGUUCAGUCGCAAAUCAGCAGCGGCAGUAUCGCGACGCAAAUACGGAACCAUCACCGGUGCUUCUCGACCACACAUUUUAAGCAUCAAGAAACGAGCUCUAAGGAACUUGCCGAUGCUCUUCCCUUGUGCUGUCCUGGAUGCGGAGCUUUUACACAGACAAUCGAGCCGGAAGAACCGGGAUACUAUGGCGGAAAUCGCAAGCAAACCCGGAAGCUACUGGCCUCUCGCAAAAAGACGACUGAGAAAGAAACCAUGGAGACAGAGGUCACAGGGGCCACAGAGUUAACGAAAGAUACUGAAGCUGCCGAAGCCGCCGAAGCCAUCGAAGUUAUUGAAGCGACUGAGAUGAACGAAGCGACAGAGGCUACAGAAGCGACCGAAAGCGCUCCAGGGUCGCAAGAAAAUGUCCCCUUUUCUACACAAUCUCUGGAAUCGCCAGAUCGAAACACCCAGGUCUGCGAUCGCUGCCAUGAUCUUCUGCACCAUAACAAGGCUGUAUCUUCACCAAAGCCAUCGAUUCUUUCCAUCCGAGAAUACAUCAACGAGUCGCCUCAUAAGCAUAACCGAGUAUACCACAUUCUGGAUGCAGCCGAUUUCCCCAUGUCUCUGGUCCCUCGCAUUCAUUGGGCCCUUUUUGCUCAAGAGCAGCGCUCACGAAACCGGCGGUCCAACACUGAGAAGUAUCAUCAUGGACAGAAGAUGCCCACAAUCAGCUUCAUCAUUACACGAUCAGAUCUUUUGGCCGCGACAAAGGAGCAAGUCGAUUCUAAAAUGGAAUAUGUUCGUUCAAUUCUUCGCAAUGCCUUGGGCAAAUCGGGACAGGAUGUCCGGCUAGGAAACGUGCACAUGAUCAGCGCACACCGAGGCUGGUGGACUAAGCAAGUCAAGGAAGAGAUUCGGGAGCAUGGUGGAGGUAUUUGGGUCGUUGGUAAGGCGAAUGUGGGCAAGAGCAGUUUUAUUGAGGCAUGUUUCCCCAAGGACUCACGAAGGGAAGAGAACAUGGCCGAGUGGAUGGCGCAAAGAGAGAAGGACAUUGAAAACCAGCGACAAACAACUCCUUUGAACCCCGACAGUCUCCUUCCACCUGCACCUCGUGAAGAUCUGUACCCAGUGCUUCCAAUUGUGUCCUCCUUGCCUGGAACCACUGUGUCACCCAUUCGCAUUCCAUUUGGACGGGGGCGGGGUGAGAUGAUCGAUCUACCCGGCAUGGAACGCAGCGAGCUCGAGGACCACGUGCGCGAUGAGCACAAACGCGAUUUAAUCAUGACCAAGCGGAUCAAGCCAGAGAGAUGUACCCUCAAGCCCGGUCAAUCCCUUCUUCUCGGUGGCGGCUUGAUACGGAUCUCAGCUGUGAACCCCGAGGAUACCGUGAUGGCCGCCACUUUCGUGCCCAUCGAGUCGCAUGUUACGAACACAGCAAAGGCAAUUGAGAUACAAGCCGAGCAAAAGCCAUAUCGAGGCAAGGCCCUCAUGAUUGAAGGAACUGGUAGCACCAUGGCCUCUGCCGGCCAGAUAGAUUUGAAGUGGGACAUCACCGCUUCAAAUCUUCCUACCUCGGUCGCCAAAGCUGUCAAAGACAAGGGCAUUCCGAUCCCCCACCUUCCCUACCGUGUUAUGGCCGCUGAUAUCCUCAUCGAGGGCUGUGGUUGGAUUGAAGUGAGCAUUCAAGUCCGGAACAAACGCGGCUCCGAAAACGAGCCUCCCGUCUAUCCUCAAGUGGAGGUAUUCUCACCUAAAGGUGAAUAUAUUGGGGCCCGAAGACCGAUUGAAUGCUGGAACUUCAUGGCAGAGAAGAUCAAGGCAGAUAAGCGCAAGAGACCUCGUACGAGGCAUCAGUAUAGUUGA